AAACCGCAUGUAUGCGAGUACCCAGGAUGUGCACGGACCUUUGGCGACUCGAGUAGUCUGGCGCGACAUCGGCGGACCCAUACUGGCAAGAGACCGUAUAAAUGCGAGGAUCCCAUGUGCGAGAAGACCUUUACGCGGCGUACGACAUUGACUGCGCACAUGAGAACGCAUGAUCCAUCCUGGGAGCCUGAUCCAAACAUGUGCGUACAUCCUUGUAACACAGAAAGACCACUCGUGAGAGGACAUUGA
This is a messenger RNA of Postia placenta MAD-698-R-SB12, 249 nucleotides long. RefSeq lists its product as hypothetical. The record is from RefSeq and is a predicted model, not a curated record. The annotation marks the transcript as partial. The transcript has a single exon. Gene Ontology annotation, molecular function: DNA-binding transcription factor activity, RNA polymerase II-specific; RNA polymerase II cis-regulatory region sequence-specific DNA binding. Lineage: Eukaryota; Fungi; Basidiomycota; Agaricomycetes; Polyporales; Adustoporiaceae. Gene Ontology annotation, cellular component: transcription regulator complex; PcG protein complex. Gene Ontology annotation, biological process: regulation of transcription by RNA polymerase II.